AUGCAUCGUCCGCACAUGUAUACACAUAAAUGCGAGUUACUAGCGUCCGAGAACGAGUACCUGGAUCCGACCCCGGACCUGCAUUCGCUCUUCCUGGAGUACAAUCGCCUUUUCUUCGAGGGUCGACUGUCAGGCUGUGAAGUGAAGUGGAGUAAGCGCAUGACGCUCUGUGCGGGACUGUGUACCUUUCAGCCUCGCAGUGGCUUUUGCUCCAUUCGAUUGAGCGAACCGCUGUUAAAGUUACGACCUCGAAGUGACCUGGUCAACACUUUGCUGCAUGAAAUGAUCCACGCGUACGUCUUCGUGGCGACUCCCGUGCGGGAUCAUGAUGACCACGGCCCGCUCUUUCAGGGACACAUGAACCGGAUCAACGAAGCAGCGCGGACGAAGAUUACGGUAUUCCACACUUUUCACGACGAAGUGGACUCGUACCGCCAACACGUGUGGCAGUGCAAUGGCUCGUGUCGACGGACUCCACCGUACUUUGGCCUUGUCAAAAGGUCGAUGAAUCGCGCACCUGGACCGACAGAUCGCUGGUGGGCUGAUCACCAAAAACGGUGCGGGGGAAGCUACCGGAAGAUUAAAGAACCGGCAGAGUUCACGGCAAAGCAGGCGAAGAAAAAGGAAAGGGAAGUUGCGCGCAAAGAAAAGCAACAGAAGAAGGACCGGGGUGCACGAGCGGCACGGAGUGUGAAAGAUUUCUUUUCGAUGAGUACGAAGACCGAUGGCGACAAUAGGGCGACUGGAUCGGCACGUAGUGAUGCAGAACAUCCGCUUGUGGGAACGAAGGCUCAGCGUCGAGGCGAUACUGGUGGUUUGGAUACCAAGAAGCGGCGAGAGGAGUGUAGAGGAGAUGGUGAAAACAAGGUCCGGCCAACGAUCGAUUUUCCGACCUUUGCUCCAGUCGUCUUCUCUAUUGACGGAGAUGAUGACGGACACUUUCUCGUGGGUGACAUCCGGGCGCUUGUUUCGACGUCGCAGACACAGCUGUUGGAUAGCGUCAACGGACAAGAAGAAAGUCAUCUUGGAGUAUGUGAGAAGACUCAAGAUAGCGGAUGCAUUCGUACUACAGACUCCGGCGCACAAGUUGCAGGACCUUCUGCUGUCGUGGAUUUGACCGUGUCGGAUAGUGACACUAGUGAUAACGAGCGAGUUGGAAGUGCUGCUUUGGCAAAGCUGUCUAGUGGUAUUGCUGCUGGUUUGCCGACUACAAGCACAAGAAACGCGGACGUCAUCGAACUUGAAUGA
Messenger RNA from Hyaloperonospora brassicae, 1248 nucleotides. Lineage: Eukaryota; Oomycota; Peronosporomycetes; Peronosporales; Peronosporaceae. The record is from the annotation of a GenBank genome assembly.